Nematolebias whitei (Rio pearlfish) is the source of this 1554-nucleotide messenger RNA. RefSeq names its product transmembrane and coiled-coil domain family 3 (gene tmcc3). The record is from RefSeq and is a predicted model, not a curated record. The coding region runs from base 51 to 1439 and encodes 462 amino acids. Gene Ontology annotation, cellular component: endomembrane system. The transcript has 5 exons. Lineage: Eukaryota; Metazoa; Chordata; Actinopteri; Cyprinodontiformes; Rivulidae.
GAGAAAAGUUUCUCAGAAGUAGGGACACAGUUGCUCCAGCGGCUGUGAGAAUGGCGGAGCGCAGCGGCUGCGACGCCAACAUCCUCAGCAUCCCGGUGCCCAUUCGCCGCGGCGGCUCCGAGUCCAACUUGGAUGUAGUCGACAGUGUCGGCCAUGACGGCGUCGGUGUUGACUUCACUAAAGGAGCGCUGGGCAUCGACAUCCUGCAACAGAAGAUUCUCAAGGUGACGGAGCAGAUUAAGGUGGAGCAGGAAGUGCGGGACCAGAACGUCGCAGAGUACCUGAAGCUGGUGAACAAUGCGGACAAGCAGCAGAUGUCUCGGGUGCGUCAGGUGUUCGAGAAGAAGAACCAGAAGUCUGCGCACAGCAUCGCUCGGCUGCAGAGGAAGCUGGAGCAGUACCACCGGCGCAUGAAGGACAGCGAGACCAACGGCAAACACAGCCACAAAGAUGGCUGCAGCAAAGACUCUGGGACUCACAGCAAAGAGGGCAGCCUGCAGGACAUGAGGGGCGCCGGGCGACACCCGGCGAUGGAUAAAGUUAAAACCAUCGGACCCGGCGUGUCACUCUCGCCUCCGUUUUUCUUUAACAAGCCGCGCGAGUUUGCCAACCUCAUCAGGAACAAGUUUGGGAGCGCGGACAACAUCGCUCACCUCAAGAACUCCAUGGAGACGGGCUCGGGGCUGCAUGCGGAGGGUGCGACGAGGGGUCUGAGCGGCAGUGCCACAACCGUAGCCAAAACCCCCAAGUACCAGAGCGAUGACGAGUGCUCUACAGGGACGUCCGCUUCAGCUGACUCCAACGGGAACCCAGCGGCAGAGACUGGCUCUAGAGGGCCCGGGAGGUCGGAGUCCAACGGGCGCCUGGUGGAGGUGCUGGACAUGGUGCAGGAGAUCAGGGAGGCUCAGACUCAGCUGGCGGAGGACAUGGAGACGAUGAACUCCCAGUUCAAAAGAGACUACAGCUACUUUACACAAGUGAUGCAGGAGGAGAGAUACAGGUACGAGCGCUUGGAGGACCAGCUAAAUGACUUGACAGAGCUGCACCAGCACGAGACCAGUAACCUGAAGCAGGAAUUGGCCAGUAUUGAGGAGAAGGUGGCCUACCAGGCCUACGAGAGGGCCAGAGAUAUCCAGGAGGUCCUGGAGGGAUGUCAGACCCGCGUGUCGAAGCUGGAGCUGCAGCAGCAGCAGCAGCAGACGGUUCAGCUGGAAAACACAGACGCCAGAGUCCUGCUGGGAAAAUGCAUCAACAUCAUGCUCGCCAUCGUCACCGUCAUCCUUGUGUGCGUCUCCACGGCGGCCAAGUUCACCGCGCCGCUGCUGCGCAGCCGCCUCCACUUGGCGCUCACCUGCGUGGGCGUGUCCAUGCUGGCGCUGUUGUGGAAGAACUGGGAACACCUGCAGUGCGCUUUGGAGCGAUUGCUCCUCCCACACUGACCCCAGAGCAGUUGUGACAGUGCCGAGGACAGGGAGAAGUUUACAUGUAGCCUUACCCAUGUUGAUUCUGGGCUGCACAUGGACCCACAACUGAAAAGCCUUACCCAGAAUGCAC